UUCUGCAAUAUCUGAGAAUACUGAAUAGCUCCUUUAUCUUUAAUCAUAGCAUAGUAGAGGGAAUUUCAGCAUGUGUUGCUUGUUACUAAGAAGCCACAACUGCUAAAAUCCCCUUUCUGAACUUUUGAAGGAACAGGAGUAAUCUCUAGUUCUCAGUGUGGCAAUCCUACCUCCCAUGUCCCCCAUCUCCGACAAUCCCCAGUCAACUUGAUAUGUGCUAAUGGGAGCUGUCAUCUAUAACGUAUUUGGAGGCAAGGCUCUGCUGUUGGAAAAGCAAGAAACCUGCAGUAUUCAAUGAAACGCUUCCUGUGUGUGUAUUGCUAAUGUCCUGUUCCUGAUAAAGAUUCUCGAUUCCCAGUUUGUCAAGACCUCCUCCACUGGUUUCAGGAAACCUCUGGGACCCUUCCACACAGCACAAUUAUAGCAUUUUGAUUCUACUUGAAUCACCAUGGCAACAUCUUGUGGGAUCUUAUGAUUGGCUAUUGGAAACUUCAAACAGACUCUGAACAAACUACAGACCCAAGAAAAACUCCAUAAGUUGCAGCUACGGCAAUUAAAGUGACAUUAUAGGAAUUUGAAUUUUGAUGCUCUUGUUUUCUUUUUCCUCUUGCAGGAUUCUUUUGAGAGCAGCAAACAUGUCCCAGUCUCAGUUCUUGUACUGUCCGUGUUGGGAUCCUUGGAAGACGGGAUGUAAAAGGCUGAUAAAAGCCAAAGCUGAUCAGCUGGGUCAGAGGCCCAAAUCAAUGCCUUUAGGUAUGAUCCCAAGAAAACUACCUAAGACCCAGUUUCCUGCAGGUUUUAAUAGAGCAAAAUUUACCUCCAGGACUUGUAUACAACCUUUAAGAAGCAGGGAGCCUCGGGAUAUAUCCAAAGAGUUUGAAGAAGAAGAGGUCAUUCCUGGUUUUACCUUGUCUCAGAGUAAAGAACAUAUCGAUGUUACUUUGGGAGAGGACUUUUUUGAGAGGAAAAAAUCAACUGAGAAACCUGCCAAGGUGAUUGUGCCCAGCACUCCACCAAAGAUUGAAACGGAGGAUGUCGUUGCUGACUUAGUGGAACAGAUUUCUGAGCUCACGGCAAUUAUGGAACAAUUGCGCCGAGAUCACCAGGUGACCCACAAACAGAUGGAAAAAGAGAUGGAAGAAAGAUGCAAUGAGAUGCAAGAGGAACAUGAGAACAAAAUAAAAGAACUUCAGGUGUUUCAUGAAUCAGAAUUGGCUGCCAUGGAAGAUCAAUACAAGAAGGAGUUGCGGAACGAGAGAGCAACGGCUCAAGAGAAGCUGACUACGAUGCAGAAAGAGUACAAAUAUCUGAAGAACGCAUUCCGUGUGUAUCAGGAUAGUAUUUCGGAUGAAAUGGAAGAAAAGUGGCUGAGAAGGCAAGCAGAAUGGAAAAAGAGUGAAAGAACUGAACGGGAGAAAGCGUUAAUACAGCAAAAACAGUCAUUGACCAAGAAAUUUGAGAUGGAGCUGGAAGAACAGAAGAAGCUCAUUCAGAGAAACAGUUUCCUCUUAGGUAAAGCCUAUGAGCAAGAAAGAGAGGAAUUUCAAAAGCAGCAACAAGCCACUAAGAAUACUAUUGAUGAGUUGAACAACAAGAUCAUGAUUAUGGAGACAGAAUUGAAGGAGAAGAAUGAAACUUUGAACGCGAUCGCUUCAACUCUUCACAGGACAGAGCUGGAACUCCGGAACGAGAAAGCCAACUUGUCUGAGAUGGAAAAAAACAUUCAACAACGAAUUGCAGCAGUUGAAGAGAAGCAUCGAAUUAACAUGGCCAAUUUGGUAGAAGAAAAUGUAAUAUUAAGGCGCAAACUUAUUGAGAAGAAUGAAGAGCUAUACAAUGAAAGAAGUGGUCUGUUUGAGCCAUUCAUAUAAGACUACCAAAAGGAAAAAAACAGCAAUUUUUCAAGGACCUAUUUCUUCAGAGAUUUCCAAAUCUUCAGUAUGAGGUUCAUCUGAGUAUUUACAAAUAUUUCUCACUAUCUUGUUUCUUUAUUGACUACCAGUUAUUCACAUGUCAUGUUGUUUAGGCCUUCAUCCGGGGGCAAAAUGGUGUUUAUAUAUGUAAUAAAAAAACACUUCCC
This is a messenger RNA of Anolis sagrei ordinatus, 2080 nucleotides long. It is a transcript of the gene FLACC1, whose product is annotated as flagellum associated containing coiled-coil domains 1. Gene Ontology annotation, cellular component: cytoplasm. The record is from RefSeq and is a predicted model, not a curated record. NCBI's taxonomy places the organism in Eukaryota, Metazoa, Chordata, Lepidosauria, Squamata, Anolidae.